AUGCGUCGUCUCGCAACAAGAGCUGGAGGUCGUCUUGCCCACCACUGCUCCUAUAGCACACCCCGAUCCGCCCUUCUUGUUGCUUCCUCCAGGAUGGCCCCCUCAUCAUCAUCGUCACCAAAGCCGGCCCCGGCCUCGGCGGUGAGAAGGUUACACGCCACGGCCCAGCAUCUGCGUCCAGCAGCAGCAGCAGCGGCCGCCGAACUGCCCAGCACGACGACCAACUUCCCCACGACCCACGACAAGAUCGCCAACGUGCAAAACACCCCCUACUUCCUCGACAACAAGUUCGUCUCGUCAUCCACGACCGAGUUCAUCGACCUGCACGACCCGGCCACCAACAACCUAGUGACGCGGGUACCGCAGAACACCGACGCCGAGCUCCAGGCGGCCGUGGCCUCGGCGCAGAAAGCCUUUGAGUCAUGGCGCGCCACCAGCGUCCUGCAUCGCCAGCAAAUCAUGUUCAAGUUUGUUGCGCUGAUCCGUGAGAACUGGGACCGGCUGGCGGCGAGCAUCACGCUGGAGCAGGGGAAGACGUUUGCGGAUGCGAAGGGGGAUGUGUUGCGGGGGUUGCAGGUUGCUGAGGCCGCGUGUGGUGCGCCGGAGUUGUUGAAGGGCGAGUUGUUGGAGGUUGCGAAGGAUAUGGAAACGCGGACGUAUAGGGAGCCGUUGGGAGUUGUAGCUGCGAUUUGCCCCUUUAACUUCCCCGCCAUGAUUCCGCUCUGGUGUAUCCCCAUCGCCACAGUGACCGGGAACACCCUCAUCCUGAAGCCGUCAGAGCGUGACCCAGGUGCGGCCAUGAUCCUAGCGGAACUCUGCCAAAAGGCCGGUUUCCCCGACGGCGUCGUCAACGUCGUGCAUGGUGCGCACCGCACCGUCAACUUCAUCCUCGACGACCCGGCCAUCAAGGCAGUCAGCUUUGUCGGCGGUAACAAGGCCGGCGAGUACAUCUUCUCGCGCGGCUCAGCCAACGGCAAGCGGGUGCAGGCCAAUCUGGGGGCCAAGAACCACGCGGCCGUCCUCCCAGACUGCAAUAAGAACCAGUUCCUCAACGCCGUCGUAGGCGCCGCCUUCGGCGCAGCCGGCCAACGCUGCAUGGCCCUCUCCACCCUCGUCAUGGUCGGCGAAACCAAAGACUGGCUCCCCGAACUCGCCGAGCGCGCCAAGGGCCUCUCCGUCAACGGCGGCUUCGAAGACGGCGCCGACCUAGGCCCCGUCAUCACCCCGCAAAGCAAAGCCCGCAUCGAAUCCCUCAUCGCCUCCGCCGAAUCCGAAGGCGCCACCAUCCUCCUCGACGGCCGCGGCUACAUCCCGCCCAAGUAUCCGAACGGCAACUGGAUCGCGCCCACCAUCAUCUCCAACGUCACCCCCCAAAUGAAAUGCUACCGCGAAGAGAUCUUCGGCCCCGUCCUCGUCUGCCUCAACGCCGACACCCUCGACGAAGCCAUCGACUUGAUCAACGCCAACGAGUACGGCAACGGCGUCGCCAUCUUCACCCGCUCAGGCCCCACGGCCGAGACUUUCCGUCGUCGUAUCGAGGCCGGCCAGGUGGGCAUCAACGUGCCUAUCCCUGUGCCCCUGCCUAUGUUCAGUUUCACGGGUAACAAGAAGAGCAUUGCUGGUGGCGGCGCGAGUACCUUUUAUGGCAAGCCGGGUGUGAACUUUUAUACCCAGCUGAAGACGGUCACGGCUAUGUGGAGUGGGGAGGACGCGAUCUCUAAGAAGGCGGAUGUGGCGAUGCCGACACAUAGCUAG
Dichotomopilus funicola is the source of this 1755-nucleotide messenger RNA. RefSeq names its product Aldehyde/histidinol dehydrogenase. The record is from RefSeq and is a predicted model, not a curated record. Gene Ontology annotation, biological process: L-valine catabolic process; thymine catabolic process. The transcript has 2 exons. The coding region runs from base 1 to 1755 and encodes 584 amino acids. Gene Ontology annotation, cellular component: mitochondrion. Lineage: Eukaryota; Fungi; Ascomycota; Sordariomycetes; Sordariales; Chaetomiaceae. Gene Ontology annotation, molecular function: methylmalonate-semialdehyde dehydrogenase (acylating, NAD+) activity; malonate-semialdehyde dehydrogenase (acetylating, [NAD(P)+]) activity.